Messenger RNA from Theobroma cacao (cacao), 891 nucleotides. Lineage: Eukaryota; Viridiplantae; Streptophyta; Magnoliopsida; Malvales; Malvaceae. The record is from RefSeq and is a predicted model, not a curated record.
AUGGAAGAGAUCAAUCGCAAGUGGGGAUUGCAAUGCCUAUAUGGUAAGGCUUGGCAAGCGAAGGAGUAUGCAGAAAGUCUUGUGUUUGGUUCACUGGAAGAGUCAUUCCAACUCCUUCCCUCAUAUUUCCAUAUGUUGGAACGUGAAAAUCCCAAUACUAUCUCGUGUGUCGCUACUGAUGGGGAACAACGAUUCAAAUAUUGUUUCUGGGUGUUUGGGUCAUGUAUUCGAGGGUUCAGUGCUGUAAUGCGGCCUGUAGUCAUUAUCGAUGCCACACAUAUGAAAGGCAGAUUCAAGGGUAUUCUGUUUGUGGCGUUAUUCAAAGAUGCGAAUGAGCAGAUAUAUCCACUUGCAUUUGGCAUUGGCCACGUCGAAGAUGAAGAGUCUUGGUCGUGGUUUCUUAACCAAUUGUGUCGUGCAAUUGGUUGUUCUGAAAAUGCAAUGUUCAUUUUUUAUCAGUAUUUUGGCAUUAAGAAUGCAGUUGAGAAAGUGUUCAAGGACGCUCAUCACAGUCUAUGCAAUUACCACUUAGGGAAAAAUGUUAAAAACAGGUUCAAGCGCGAAGAUGUUGCAAAGAUUUUCACCAUGGCUGCCAACUGCUAUAGGGUCACCGACUUUAACAGACAUAUGAAUCAACUGAAACAGCUUUGCAAACCUGCUUAUGACAGCCUUAUGAGAUUAGGCCCUGAGAGAUGGGCACGUGCACGAUCACCAGUAAGGCAAUAUAAGCUAAUGACAUCCAACACUGAGGAGUGUAUUAACUCUUGCUUGAGGCAUGCAAGAAAAAUGCCAAUAACGGUGUUGAUCGAGUGCAUCAGAGGCAUGUUUCAAUGUUGGUUCCAUGACUGGCACAAUGAGGCAUUGAAUUUGACCAUGCCCCUUAACCCUUAG